Molecule: messenger RNA, 2031 nt
Organism: Cuscuta europaea
Lineage: Eukaryota; Viridiplantae; Streptophyta; Magnoliopsida; Solanales; Convolvulaceae
Source: the annotation of a GenBank genome assembly
UAGAUCUUUCCCUAAUAAUUUGAAUGACUAGUCGAUAUCUAUUCUAUUAUUCGAUUAUCACACUAGAUAAUCGUAUUUUGUUAACAAAUCGUAUAUACCUUCAGAAAAACUACCCAUUACUGUAAAAUAAACUCUGUUUUUUUAAAGUUGUAAAAACAUCUUUAUUGUUCCUUUAGACAAAUACCCAUUUUAAUGAUCACACCUUUUGAAUUUACAUCCAGCCCCUUUUAUUCAAAGAAAUUGGUGCUAUAGAGAGGGAAUAACUUAACCAGUCACCACUCGUCUUCUGAUCUGGACGAUUCUGGCAAUGGCAAUUCUUCUUGGUGGAGUAAGAUCAAAACUUCAAAUCGUCAUCAUACUCUGCUAUAGUUCCAUUCUUCAGUUUUCUGCAGCAGAAGCAGCAAAUGUUACACUGGAAUCGAUUCAAAUAUUCACGACUCAUGAGGCUUUGGGGAUUACUCCGACAGUUUACUUUGCGUGCAAGGAUCAAAACAAGACAAUGCUUGCUAGUGUACAAGAAAUAAACAUCAUCUAUAAUAGCUCCACGCUGCCUACUCAGGGUGUCACGCAAUUUAUAGAUGGCAAUGAUUGUAAGACGUGUGGGUUGUAUGAAGAAGACACGUUUACUCCUGAUGACGUUUUUGGUGAGUGGGAAUUUUGCCUUUCCAAUUUUACAAGUGGAGAAUGCUCCUAUUAUGUGGAGAAGCAGUUCAACGCAACAUUUUUGUGUCAGCAAUGUGCCACUCUUCCUUUAAAUGGUGGUAACAAUAUGGACGUUGGUUCCCUCUUCGCUUUGAAAAACGCGAAAGGGAAGAAGAAGGCCCCGACGGGCGCUUCUGCCAGGGAGGGGCCCUCUCAAACUGCUGGUGCUGCUGCUGGCGCCGGAGGGUCCAAGGGUUCUGGGCCCGUUAAGAAGAAGAUUGCUGGAAAGGGGACCGAGCCCCCGGCCAAGAAGCCAAAGACCACCGCCCCUACCAAACAACCGAUCACCGAUGUGGUGGUGAUUGUGGACGAAGGGCACGCUUCUGCCUCCACCCCUCAGGAACAAAUCAAUCAGGAGUUCUUUGGGCGGGAGAGGUUGGAGGCGUUAGUACCGAAGGGGGCCUCUGUGUUGGAGGGCAGCUUGAACCCUUCGGCUCUGAUGAGCCAGAUGCUGCCGUCGGCCGACCGACUGGCCCUUGCCCGGCUGGACGAGGGAUCCCUCGAGGCGAAGGUCCUCCUGAAUGCUGCCUCCACAUUUAUGGGCCUCUGCGAGCACCUCCGAAGGGUGGAUCAAAUGAGGGAGGCUAAGGGUGCCGCCGAGGGGGAGGCCGCCCUCCUCAGGAAGAAGCUUGCUGAAGCCGAGGACUCUCUCCGUCUGGCCACCGACGGCAUGGAGCAGAGGGUGCAGGCUGCAAGGGUCGAAGGGGUCAAUGAGGGGCUAGCCAGGGCCGGGGAGGCUGCCGCCGAGGCCGCCCGUAUUGCUGCCGAUGAAGCCCGCGCGGCUCAAGAAGAGGCCAUCUCCAAGGCCCGAGAGGAUGCGGUGAUCAGCUUCACGGCCGAAGGGUGGAAGGCCGAAGACCGGAGGGAGUGGCUCGCUUCGGUAGUGGGGGCUUCAGUAGACGAGUGGGUCGGGGGCCCCGGAAAGAUGUGGCUUGCCGAGAGGGGCGACUCGUACUACCAAGGCGGGGAGUUCUUCACCCAACGCCUCAUCUACCGGAAGCUUGCGAAGCACUUCCAGGUGGCACCGGAGGAGUUCCGUCCAGAGGCUUAUGGUCUCCCCCCUCGCCAGCCAGAUGUCAGGAUCCCGCUCCCCGAGGGGGAAGAGAGGCCAGUUCUUGAAGACUCGAAGACCCUCCGGGAGUGCGGCCUUGGGGGUGAAGAAGAUGAAGCCGAGAGCGAGGCGAUGUCCACAGUACCCCCUUCUUGAAUUGUAAUCCCCCCUUUCGUGUUGUAAUUGUUGGCCUCGGCCUCCUUUGUAACAGUGUAUUUAAACUCCCUUUUUUGAAUGAAUGAGUACAUAUAUGCCCUCGGGCCUUUGACAUAUAACAU